AUGGUUCCAGAAUUGACCGUCAUUCCCAGAAUCGGGCUGUGGCAUAUCCAUGGACAUCAGGAUAGCUGCUAUGCCAGAUAUGCAUCAAAUUUCAUUGAAGGCAUUGGUCGCAUUGAUGGAGAGAUAAUGGAGACCCUAUGGGCACGUCUCAACCUGAUUUCUCCUGCUGCUCAGGGAAUGAAAUACAAGCAGGCGAAGAAUGGCAUUGCCGAAAGUGGAAAGGCUUUCGACAGACUCAACAAAGCUGCACCGGCCAACUUAAAGACAGACUGGUUAGCAAGUGAGAGGAUUGCUCAGUCCGACAGAAUACAAGAUCCAGCUGCGAUGGAUAUAUAUGAGAUUAAUAUCAAGAAGGGUAAGAUCACUCUGUCUCAAUCGAAUUCUGAAUUCAUUUUGAACCCAGCACCGAGCAAAAAGGAGAUAGAGCUUAGACUGCUGCAGGAGGGUAAUGCCCAUCAUGCAGCACCUUCUCGCAGAUCUGUGGCAACAUGGAUAUCAAUGUGCCUGGCAAUUGAAGAGGCUCAAAUCACAUUGCUCAUCAAGGUCCGAAGAAUAGGAAAAAGAACUACCAAGACUCAGAGAUUAGACAUUGCCCGGCAAUGCGAUCGUCUACAAGGCCAGAUAGAUGCAUUCACUUGGACUGCUCUGAUGCAUCUGGGAGAGGGAUUUGAUGCAGAUGACAACCCUGAUGAUUUGAAUAUAGACAUUCUUGAUGAUCUCAAUGAUGACCCGGAGGAUUUCAUCGGGAAAUCCGAUACAUGGACAAACUCCCCUGAGCUCACUGUCAUCCCAUUGCCAUCAAACCUCAGGGUAGAUCGAUCCAAACGUUGUUUGGCAGAGGAUCUGAUUCCACUGGAGUUGUUGCUUCGUGAAGGACAGGCCAAUGAUGCCCUUCACAACCUCCGAAUUCACUUGUGCAACAAGGCAAUACUCUUCCAAACAACAGUUAGGAAAGCCAAAUAUCAAGCAUUGAAAACCCGAGCUUGGUCCCAGGUGACAUCAGUGCAGCAGGCAGUGUCCCUCCAUGCCAGCAUAUAUACCAAGACCAGGAAGCAAAUGAUGAAACUUGAGCUGGGCCAAGACAAGCUGCAAAAAUAUAAACCCCUGCUUCAGGAGCAGCUCAAAAUCAGCACAGCUGUGGGCGAUCCUAAUGCCCGAGGUCAGCGAAAUGAGUCUCUCAAUUGGUUCUGGUCUAUCAAAGUAGAUUUGGGGGGUUCGGAUCACUUGUGGAAUGAGGAAUUUUACCGAGUUCAUUGGCUUCGGGCAAAGGCACUACAGGAUUGA
Molecule: messenger RNA, 1284 nt
Organism: Suillus paluster
Lineage: Eukaryota; Fungi; Basidiomycota; Agaricomycetes; Boletales; Suillaceae
Exons: 3
Coding region: 1-1284 (427 amino acids)
Source: RefSeq, a predicted model, not a curated record